Messenger RNA from Penicillium argentinense, 1452 nucleotides. RefSeq names its product CRAL-TRIO domain-containing protein. Bases 1 to 1452 code for a protein of 483 amino acids. The record is from RefSeq and is a predicted model, not a curated record. Lineage: Eukaryota; Fungi; Ascomycota; Eurotiomycetes; Eurotiales; Aspergillaceae. The transcript has 4 exons.
AUGGCUGCCGAUGGCCCCAAGCCCGGCUUCCUAGGCAACCUCAACGAGGGCCAGGAAGCGAAGCUGCAAAAACUCUGGUCGGUCCUGCUCAAGGCAGCCGAGCUGCCUACCGACGAUGUGCCCAAGACAUCCACCGAAGAAACCGACACGCCUGCCAGCCCAGCCCAGCCCCAGCGCCGACAGUCCCUGCUCAGUCGCACCCAAAGCAAUGUCUCCGACAAGACCAAUACCAGCGUCAACUCGCCCUAUCAGCAGAAGAUGCUGGCCUACCUGCGCGAACUCGGCAUUGGGCCCCAGGAGACCAAAAUGGUCCAGAAGGCCCUGUCCGAGAUCACCCCCGGAGAGCUGCGCCAGGGCGUCCUGGAAUUGUUGAAGCACGACCACCCGGAUGCCAUGCUCCUUCGAUUUCUCCGCGCGCGCAAGUGGGACAUCCCCAGGGCCUUUGCUAUGAUGAUGGAGGCCAUUGUCUGGCGCGUCAAGGAAAUGCACGUUGAAGAUGAUGUGAUGGCCAAGGGCGAGCUCCACGCGCUCAAGCAAUCCAAGAAUACCGCCAAUGCCGCUGAGAAGAAGGCCGGUCAUGACCUGCUGGCCCAGAUGCGCAUGGGCAAGAGUUACGUGCACGGCACCGACAAAGUCGGUCGGCCGCUGGUCGUCGUGCGCGUGCGUCUGCACAAGCCAGGGGCACAGAGCGAAGAGACCCUCGAGCGGUAUAUCGUCCACGUUAUCGAGUCUGUGCGACUCACGCUUGCACCACCUGUGGAGACCGCGGCCGUCGUUUUUGAUAUGACCAACUUUGGCCUUUCUAACAUGGAAUACCCUCCGGUGAAGUUCAUUCUCAAGUGUUUCGAGGCAAACUACCCGGAAUCACUUGGUAUCAUGCUCAUCCAUAAGGCUCCAUGGGUCUUUUCCGGAAUUUGGAAGUUGAUUCGCGGUUGGAUGGAUCCCGAUAUUGCGGCCAAGGUCCACUUCACCAAUUCCGUGAACGACCUGGAGAAGUUUAUCUCACGGGAUCAAAUUGUCAAAGAGCUGGGUGGCGCUGAGGACUGGGAAUAUGAGUACAUCGAGCCCGAGGAGAACGAAAAUGCCACCAUGGAAGAUACCACCACCCGCGACGCCCUCAUUCGGGAGCGACAGCAGAUCGGCGAGGAAUUUUUGGGAGCGACUUCCGACUGGAUCGAGGCUGCCAAGUCCAAGGACAAUACCAAAGUGCAGUCGGCCGCCAGCCAACGCGCCUACCUGGCCGAGCGCCUCCGCGUCAACUACUGGAAACUGGAUCCGUACGUCCGGGCCCGCCUGUGCCUUGACCGGAUGCGCGUCAUCCAAAAGGAUGGCAAGGUGGACUUCUACCCCAAGGAAGGUGAGAUUGAGGAGACCAAGGAGCCCCUGAAAACCGCGGAAACUCAGCACCUGGAAAGUGUAAAUGGUAAUGCCAUCCAAACCCCUGUUUCAUAG